Molecule: messenger RNA, 3693 nt
Organism: Varroa destructor (honeybee mite)
Lineage: Eukaryota; Metazoa; Arthropoda; Arachnida; Mesostigmata; Varroidae
Biological process (GO): mitotic chromosome condensation
Cellular component (GO): chromatin; condensin complex; condensed chromosome
Molecular function (GO): chromatin binding
Source: RefSeq, a predicted model, not a curated record
GCAAUUGCUGUUUGUUUAGUUCUUUUUAGCAGUAUCACCUUUUCUUACUGACUAUUCGUAACAGAGGCAUUAUCUUUGUGCAUCUUGCGUUUCCAGUGGCGUUCAUGAAAGUUUCAGCAGAUUCUGAUUUAUCAAAAGUGAAUUGAAAAUCUGAUCUCACGGCCGUUGAGGCCUGUCUAACCGUUAAAACUGCCGUAUCACCCCCAGGUUCAAAAAUGUUCAGCAAAGCACCACGUCAGACUCUAUUUGACACAAUCGUUAUAACGCCAGGUCCAGGGGCCUAUAAUCCGAAGGACACAAAACCUACUACUCUAGGCAAUAUCGCCUUUGGCAAACAAGGAGAACGAUUUCGUCGCGAGGACUCAAAUCUUUCAACAUGUUCGAUAUCUACCACGGGCUCCAGUUCAAGUUUUAAGCGGCCUGCAGUUCCGAUAAGCCGAACCAACAAAUUGCUGGAUCGAAUGCGUACGUUCGAGCAGCAGAUACAAGAACGGGAUCAGAUCAUUUCCCGAAUGAGGAUAGAUCGGUGUACAUCACUAACUCGCUACCAGACUCUCUUCGAUGCCUACAAGCAUCUUCGUCGUGUGUCCGCACAAUCGAUUCCUGCACAUAAACUCCCCAAAGAUAUUUCGCAGGAUAUACAGAAGUAUUUACAGGAGGAAAAGAAUCAAACGAAAGAUGAAAGCCGCCCGUCUAUGACUGAAGGCGAAAUCAAGGAUACGAUGAGCACAAUUAUCGUCGAGAUGGAGCAGACGGAAGAUCCUCGGAUCACAGCUCUCGAAGGUGAAAAAUCCGCUCUGGAAGCUUCCCUUGCUGAGCACCAAAAACGUGUCGAAGAACUUGAGCAGGAGCGUGAACGUCUAAACCACGAGGUGCAGGAAUCAGCCCUCGAAAUUGGUCAUCUCAAAGGAAUUGUACGGGCGGCGGAAGUCAAGGAUGCAGAGCUUCGAGUACAACUAGACCGAGCGAACGCUAUUGUAGACUCGUUAAAUAGCAGUUCGACGAAUAAGGAUGACCGGCUGUUCACUGCUCUUACGGAGCUUGGUGAAACAAAGAGUCAACUGGCCGCGCUUGAAACUUGCUACAAACAGCAGACCGCUCUUUCAUCAGAAAUACGCUCGAAAUUCGAUAACGAUACUACGAAACUCAAGGCUCAGAUUGACGUUAAGAAAAACCAACUCCGGGAAGUGAAGGAAAGUCUCAACGAAAUGUCGUUUAAGGUCAAAGAAACGACAGCGGCGCUUCGUUUAAGCCAAGAAGAGCGUGAUCGCCUUAGUAAAGAGUUGAAUCAAACCGGCAACGACUUGAACAAAUUUAUUCAAAAGAAUAAUUUCCUUGAGCAGAAGACUAGUACUGCCGAUGCCGAACUGAAAGAUUUGCGCAAUAAAUGCAAGAAGCGCAAGGCCGAUAUUUGUCAAAUGGAGGAACAGUUACGUUUAGCUAAAGCAAAGCAAGACCAAACAGAAAGCCAAUUGCGUGUCGCUGAGCAGGAGGUAAUAAGGCUUCAAAGCGAGGUCGAAGCUCAGGUUCGCAGUGGGGGCGAAUGCCAAAACGAUUUUAAACGUCAGCUCCGCCAAGGUCAGGAAAACUUUGAACGGCAGCUUGAUGAGGCAAUGAGGAAAUAUGAGGCGCUUACCUUACAAAAGGCUGAAGUAGAGACUGAACUUCGUAUUGCUGCUAACAAUAUGCAUACCCUUGAAAGGCAGGUACAGGAGAGGGACGUACUGCUCGAGAAACAUCAGCUGGAACGAGCUUCGCUGCAACAACAAAUUCGCGAACAGGAAUCGGAUAUGACGUCUCUUCGUCACGAGGCAUCUGAGAAGGAUAAUAGAAUAGAGGCACUUGAAUUUAGAAUAUCAGAUCUGCAGGCAACUGAAGAAAAGAUCACUGCUGAGGUUGAGAAAAUGGAGGCCAUUUGCCAAGAAGUGAAGGAGCUGGCCCAGAACAGAUUUAAUGAGAUAACUCAACUUCAGGAGGAGGUUGGGGCCCUGAAAAAUACCAAAUCUGAUCUAGAAGCUUCUCUUGAAAGCGUUAAUUACCAACUAGCAGCGGCCCGUGAACGUCAACGCGCCAUCGACCAGGAAUGUUCACAAAUUAAGCUGCUUCAUUUGGCCACAACAGCUGAGCUUGAGCAGACUAAAGGAGCCCUCGAGAAGGUCCGAGAAGAAACUUCUGAGAUCGACGCAUUACGCGAGGAGCUAAAGUCUGCCGAGGAGGUGAAAGCUGCAAUGUCGAAGCGUGUGACCGAGCUCGAAGAAGAUAAUGCUACCUGGGGGCGCGUAAAAAACUCCCUUCAGGAGCAAUUGCAGAAAGCCGAAAAAAAGAUGUCAGAAGCACAAGAGCUGCAUGAUAGUGAGUUAUGCCAGGCAAAGAUGCAAUGCUGUCUGUUUGAGCAACAGUUUCAGAAGGCAAAGGAAACUCAUGACGAGGAGUGUCUUCAACUUAAGCUUUCAUUCGAAGCAGACCGUAAAAAGAUUGAAGAUUCAACAACUGUGCGCCUUCAUGAGCUUCAAGAGAAGCUUGAUCGCGAGAAACGGGAGGCCGUCAGUGCCGUGCAGCACGAAAUUGAACGACUUCAAAAUGAUCGGCAAUUAAUGCUUUCAGAUUGCGAAGCGCUCAAGACGCAGCUGGCUGAUAGCAACGCCGAAAUUCAGCAGUCGAAAGCCGAAGCCGACUUCUUCUCACACAAAUGCCGAGAACUGGAGUCUGAGACUGGCGAACUGCGAGAAAGUGUCUUGAUGCUAGAGGAGGAUGUGGCCGCAUGCCGGCAAGAGCUCAUAUAUGUUCAACAGCACCUAGACGAGGAACGUCGCGUGAAUGAGGCGCAUGCAGCUUUCACAUUAGCCGUUAUUAACUCGCACUGCGAUGGCAGUGGUGAUCGUGUCGAAAUAUUACAGGCUGAAAAUGAUAGGCUUCGACACCAUCUCGAGAGUGUCACCCAGCUGUUGAACGCACUCGAGACUGGAAUCGAGAGUUCGGAGAAACAGAAGUCGGCCUAUGUGAGCUCUUUAGCAGAGACUCAAGAGCAGAUUUGCCGGCUUGUCGGGCACUCGAACAAUAAACAGCGGAUUCAGUACGUUGGCAAACUCCAGCGGGAGAAUCGGGAGCUGAAAGAAGAACAGGCAAAAAUGAGGGCCAAGGCUGAUACAUCAAAUCGGCGCGUUGUCCAACUCGAGCAGCAGCUUCGGAAAUACCGUGAACAGGAAAAUCGGCUGGAUCAUACGACGUCGACAAUUGCGAACGUUCCAUCACACUCCUCGAACAUAUCAUCGUUUCCCAGGAUGUUUUAGACUAUAAUUAUAUGCGUCAUGAAAUUCAUCGUAUGUUAAGGAGUUGGUCGACCGAGGACGAGCAGUUCCUAUGCCUUGCUCGUAUUAGUACUUCCGGUAGUAGUUAUUGUAUUCACGGGCAUAUCACUUGACCAUUUCAAAAAUGUCUAACCUAAUAAAAAAAAAACUACGAUAUAAGGAGAACCUUUCAUACGAACAUAUUUUUGCUGAUUUGUUUGAAAAACCUCUAGCUUAACAAUUUUUUCCACAAUGGCAUCAGUUUAUGGAUGCUUGCAUCCCUGUCAUACAAAUUUGGUUGUAUUUAGAAAUUCGCUGGGCUACGAAUGACCUGGUCCGAUUGCUCGUGUAUGGCAGGCGGAGAAUAAAUCAGCCUGAUGCACGUCAAUAAUUAAAUUUUAACAAA